GUUCCGGGGCGAGGUCACCGGAGGUUGAUGGCGAGCACCACCGCCGCGAUGACCCCCAGCAGCGUGAGGAAGGGCAGCCACGUCUUCAGGAAGCCGGCGCAGCUGGGAAACGAUCAAUGCAAAUCUGGAGACUUCACGAGGAGAACCAGCAGGCACAGCUUGACCAUGUUCCACGACGUGCUGUCGUCGUAGCGCAUCAGGUUGAGCGCCAUGGCGACGUGCGAGUGGCAGUUGUCGCAACACAGGUCAUGCCCGCGAGUUUUUCCCCGCUUCACUUCCGUUUGCGAGUUCGACGCCCCCGCCCCUCUUCUUCAUCUGUUGCAUAUUUCUUAUCUGGGCGUGAAAGACGGGAGCAAGCGGGGCGGACGGACGGACGGAGGGUCGGAGCUGUUUUGUGGCGGAACAAAAAAAAAAAAAAAAGCACCCGAAACGCUCGCCGCAGCCGCCGCCAUGACGACCAUCGUGAUGGAGCGCAUCGGCCGCCUCUUCAUCAGCCUCCAGCACAUCAAGCAGGUCCCCCGCCUCCUGACCUCCGAGGCAUCGCCCUCCAUGCCCGGCACCGUGCGCGACGCCGAGGUGCCCCACUUCUUCCGCGAGCGCUACGUGCGCGCCGGCUACCGGCCCCUCCACCAACGCUGGGGCUACUACUUCCUGUCCGCCUUCCGCCGCCACAACGAGACGGUCAACAUCUGGACGCACCUGCUCGCCCUCCUGGCUCUCCUGGCCAAGAUGAGCCACGUGGCGCAGACGGUGGAUUUGGUCCGGGACCGGCACGCGUGGCCGCUGCUGAUCCUCAUCCUGUCCGCGCUCAACUACACGGCGUGGAGCGUGGCGGCGCACCUCCUGGGCGGCAAGUCUGAGAUGUGCCACUACGCCUUCUUCUUCCUGGACUACGUGGGCGUGGCGCAGUACCAGUACGGCAGCGCGGUGGUGCACUACUACUACGCCGUCGAGGAAGGGUUGCACCGGCGCGCGGGUGCCGUCUUCAUGCCCGUGGCAGCGCUGCUCAGCUGGCUCUCGUGUCUGGGAUGCUGCUACGAUCCACGCCUCGUACCUGGACUACGGCGAGCGUCGGCGCGUGUACUCGCGGCUCCACGCCGCGGACGACGCGGCGCUCUUCGCCGCCCUCUACGCGCUGACGCUGCUCGUGUGCGUGCUCAUCGCCGCCUUCAUGCUGAGCAAGGCCAAGCGUCUCCUGGACCGGCAGGACAAAUCCGAGUGAAAACAAGAACUAAUGAGUUACGUGCACUGAUACCUGGAGUACUACUGCAAAAUAUCAGGACCGCUGCUUUUACAUUUCCUUCCGCGUGCGGUCACGUGAGCCCGCUGGUGGACAAGCAGACCGCGGAAAAAGGAGGAAGAGAAGGUGCAGGACGAAGAAAAAUGGGGAUUAAACUGUACUACACCACUGUAACUGCCUCACGGACGAUCAAGUCCCAGCAGUCGGACGUGAUGCGCAUCUUGGACAGCAAAAACAUCCAGUACGAGCUGGUCGACAUCUCGGUGGGCGGCGAGCUGCGCGACGAGAUGCGUAGCAAAGCGGGCAACCCGGCGGCUGUCCCGCCGCAACUCUUCAACGAGGACCAGUACUGCGGGGAUUUCGAAAUGUUCUCCGAGGCGGUGGAGGCGGACACGGUGACCCAGUUCCUGAAACUGGCGUGAAUGGCGGCGACCCCCCAUCGCCCGUCAACCGCACUGAAGCCCCCCACCCCGCCCACCACUUUGACUUUCAUCGAAUGCCAUAACGAAGAAUGCCAAAUAUCCUCAAAAGUACGUCUUUUCUUUCAGCGCAGGCGUCAGCCGAGCCCGUCUUGAAAUCGAUCCGCCGUUUUAAGUCUUAACGAUCCGGUCUUGGUCCUGGAGCCGCGUUCCCGUGCUACUUUUGCGAGGUUAAACGAUUAAAAAAAAAAAAAAAAUACAGUCUGGGACAAUUGGUGGCCAUUUUUGUAAAAUCCUGAUCUCAAUAUAGGAAGUCUUAAUAAUAAUAAUACUACACUUAUUUCAGAAAUUGUUAGCUCAGUUAGUUUUUUUUUUUGCUAGUUUACAGUUUUGUUUUGUUUUGGUUUUUUUUCCCUUUUAAUACACCAUUCCGCUUACUCCAAAUCGUAGCACUUUUUUUGGGCCGUACCACUUUUGGAGUUUCCCCCGACAGAAUUACAGACGGAAUUUUUUCGUCACGUCCUCAGCGUUGGCUUGCAUAUCCAGACGGGCCAGAAAUGUGAUUUAAAAAAAAAAAAAAAUUCUUUGGUCAGAAUAUUUCAGAAUGUCACGAGCUGUUUUGAACUUUUUUUUUUUUUUUUUGGUAAUGUUGACCACAAAUGACCAAAAAAAAUGACACCACUUGUAGUGUUGGACCUUGUAGCCGGAACUAGUAACGCAGUACUGGUGUGUUUAAAUGGCCGUCUCACCAUAAGGAGGCUUCGUUCUUUUUUUAUUUUAUUUUUUUAAUUGUAAUUUUUGUGUGUGUGCGUGUAUCGACGUUAUGAUUAUAGGUCAGUUUACCUCACGGGAGGCACAUUUCAAGUUGAUUUUUGGGAUGGGGCACGACGACGAGCCCGCGUUUGUCCGACGGCGUUUGCGUUUUUGUAUGUUAGUCCGGUCGCGGUCGUGUUUUUUUUGUUUUUGUUUUUUUUUUUCUCCUCCGUUCGCAUUCCACGUCUGAGCUCUUUUGCGUUUGGACCGACUUCCCCUCGGCCAAAACGGCGACAGGUAGACGAAAAGCAGGGGAUGGAGCGCUGUUGUCUUCCAAGAAGAUUGCGAUAUGUGACGAGCGGGUUUGAAAAUUUGAAAAAUGAAGUGGAAUCAAAGUUUUGAGUUGAUUUUUAUGAUUGUCUCAGUUAUAUCUACAUGUUAUGUUUAUGAAAUUGAAAAUAAAUGUGAUUAUUCAUUUGGA
This is a messenger RNA of Syngnathoides biaculeatus (alligator pipefish), 2893 nucleotides long. RefSeq names its product membrane progestin receptor alpha-B-like. Gene Ontology annotation, biological process: response to steroid hormone. Bases 211 to 1662 code for a protein of 483 amino acids. Lineage: Eukaryota; Metazoa; Chordata; Actinopteri; Syngnathiformes; Syngnathidae. Gene Ontology annotation, molecular function: nuclear steroid receptor activity; steroid binding. The transcript has 8 exons. Gene Ontology annotation, cellular component: plasma membrane; cytoplasm. The record is from RefSeq and is a predicted model, not a curated record.